AGAUGUCGUCAUACAGUGUUCAGACUGAAAAUCUCAUUGAAGAGUUGGGUGGUUGCGGCAAUCUGCAAGUUUUGCUUUGUUUAUGUAUACACAGUUCAAACACGAUAAUAUUUUGGAGCUUACUAGCAAUGUCUUUCAUUGGUUAUACCCCUGAUUUCUCGUGUAAAGUACUUGACGUCUCACAGACAUCUUUAUCUACACUAAAUCUGAGCAAUGUUUCUCCUGAUCACCUAUGUUUUGCAGGACCGAACACAACGUGUAGUUCCUACAUUUUUCAGCAAUCUGCGAAUACUAUUGUAACAGAGUGGAGCCUAAUUUGUGACAGGCGCUGGAUUGUGGCAUUUAUAACAACAUUACAAAUGGUAGGUCUAGUUGUCGGAUCAAUAAUUGCAGGACAGGUGGCCGACUUUCUUGGACGGAAAACAACAAUUAUCUCAGGAAUCGCUUUUGUGACUAUUUUCAAUUUUAUUGGACUUUUCACUCCGUCAUGGAAAAUUUAUGCAGCUAUUCGUUUUUUCAUCGGUACAGGAGUAGGACUCUCGCAUACUACUCAGUAUACAUAUAUGAUUGAAUUCGUAACCUCGAAAUGGCGACCACUAGUAGUUUGUUUCCCUUCAUCAGCAAUUGCAGGAAUGUUAUUGGCUCCUGUUUCCUGGUGGUUACAUGACUGGAGGAGUUUACAUCUUUUAAAGACGAUAGUUGGUGUAUUAUUUUUCAUAAUGAUUUGGUUCUUCCCAGAAAGCUUUAGAUGGCUAGGUGCUAAGAUGAAAUUUAAGCGAGCGAAAAAAUCAAUCAAAUUCAUUGCAACAGUAAACAGAAGAAAAUAUCCCGACCUAGAAGAACUAUUUAAUAGAGCAAAAGUAGAAGCAGUUUCAAAUAUCACAAUGAGUUCUAAUUUCACAAACUUACUGACUUCAAAAGAGUUGCGAAAUGUGACACUCCCUUUAAGUAUAGUAUGGUUCUCUGUGUGCCUUUCCUGGUACUGUAUAUCACUUGGAAUGGAGGCUGUUUCUGUUAACGUGUAUCUGACCAUAUUACUCAUGAACUUUGUUGACUUCCCCGCAGAUUUGAUAACUGCUGUUUUCAUUAGCAGAUAUGGAAGGAAAAGGUUUUGCCUAGCAAUUUUCUGUAUGUCUGGAAUUUUAUGUUGUGCCGCCGGUAUUUUCCAACAUUUUGAUAAACUAUCGAAAACAUCUUCCUCUCUUAUGGUUACUACAUUAGUGGUAUCAAUAUUGGCCAAAUUUGCUGUAGCAUCUGCAGACAGAAGUGUUAUUGUGUAUACUACGGAACUAUACCCUACAGUUAUAAGGACAACAGGUUUCAGUUUCCAGGCGACCGUUGGACGCUUUGGGGCAAUUGUAUCUCCAUUUUUGAUUCACAUUAAUGGAUAUUUCCCCGGUGCCAUGUACGUUAUCUGUGGAGUUAUAUUGGUUAUCUCUUCGGUUUGUAUUUUGUUCCUAAGAGAGACAAAGGACUUGAUACUGCAAGAUUACAUCAGACCGGAUCCAUCAGAUUUAAGUACUAAAUAAACAGUUUAAUAGUUUCAUAAACUCGCUUGUAAUUGAUAUUUCAUUGCUAAAAGAAAAAUA
Ruditapes philippinarum (Manila clam) is the source of this 1589-nucleotide messenger RNA. Its product is annotated as solute carrier family 22 member 6-A-like. Lineage: Eukaryota; Metazoa; Mollusca; Bivalvia; Venerida; Veneridae. Gene Ontology annotation, molecular function: transmembrane transporter activity. Bases 3 to 1529 code for a protein of 508 amino acids. Gene Ontology annotation, biological process: transmembrane transport. The record is from RefSeq and is a predicted model, not a curated record. Gene Ontology annotation, cellular component: membrane. The transcript has 8 exons.